CGGAGGGUGUGAUGCCGGUGAACGUGAGGACUCCGUGCCGCCGCCGUCGGAGCGCUCUGUCCGGGGUUGGACUCCAGUAGAGACCGCGCGGAGGAGACCGAAAGGACAGAAGCUUUAUGUUAAAGGACUGCACCUUGGAGCAAAGUGGCUGCCAGGAGCCCGUCACCAUGCGGGUCCUGUUGAGCGUCCUGUACCCUGUCCUCUCCCUCACCAUUUUCGGAUUAUAUCCCUCUCUGACUAUCGGGCCAAAGGAGGGCUGGCAGGUGUACAGCUCGGCCCAGGAUGCUGAUGGGCGCUGCAUCUGCACAGUGGUGGCACCAGAACAGAGCCUGUGCUCCAGAGAUGCCAAAAGCAGACAGCUCCGCCAGCUCCUGGAGAAGGUGCAGAACAUGUCUCAGUCCAUUGAGGUCCUGAACCUUCGCACUCAGAGAGAUUUCCAAUAUGUCAUGAAGAUGGAAAACCAGAUGAAGGGCCUGAGGACCAAGUUCAGACAGAUUGAGGAUGACAGGAAAUCCAUCAUAUCCAGAAACUUCCAGGAGCUUACGGACAAGAUGGACGAUCUGAAGCCCUUGAUCCCUGUUCUGGAGCAGUACAAGAUGGAUGCUGCACUUAUUUCCCACUUUAAGGAGGAGAUCAAGAACCUCUCAGCAGUGCUGACAGGCAUCCAGGAGGAGAUCGGGGCCUUUGACUACGAUGAGCUCUAUCAGCGAGUUCUGCGCCUGGACAGCAGACUCCGCAGCUGUAUGGGCAAACUAACGUGUGGGAAAUUAAUGAAAAUCACUGGACCUGCUACAAUAAAGACAUCUGGAACUCGGUUUGGGGCAUGGAUGACUGAUCCUCUCGCAUCAACCAGAAACAACGGGGUUUGGUACAUGGACAGUUACACUAACAGCAAGAUAGUGCGUGAGUACAAGACGAUGGAUGACUUUGUAGCAGGGGUGGUUUCCCGAACCUACAGCCUCCCAUUUAAAUGGGAGGGAACCAAUCACAUGGUCUACAAUGGAUCGCUCUACUACAACAAGUACCAGAGCAACAUCAUUGUCAAGUACAACUUCGAGACAGGCAGCGUGCUGGCUCAGCGGGCUCUGGAGUACGCCGGCUUCCACAACAUGUACCCAUAUACAUGGGGUGGAUACUCCGACAUCGAUGUCAUGGCUGACGAGCUGGGAAUGUGGGUUGUGUACGCGACCAAUCAAAACGCUGGAAAUGUUGUCAUCUCCCAGAUAGAUCCCGACACCCUGCAUGUGCUGAAGACCUGGAACACCGAAUACUCCAAAAGGAAUGCGGGUGAAUCUUUCAUGAUCUGUGGGACGCUCUAUAUCACAAACUCUCACCUGUCAGGUGCAAAGGUUUACUACGCUUACUCUACGAAGACUUCAAGUUACGAAUACGUAGACAUUCCUUUCCACAACCAGUAUUUUCAUAUCUCCAUGCUCGAUUACAACGCCAGAGAGAGAGCACUGUAUGCCUGGAAUAACGGACACCAGGUCAUAUUUAAUGUCACCCUCUUCCAUGUCAUAAAAACCGAUGAUGACUCUUAAACAGGACACCUUUCCAACCACAACUAAAGCACCAAGGACCUCCUAAUUACCAUGUUCUCUUUUCUCAAAAUGGACUGUGGUAUCUGUACUUGCCACUCCUUGAACUUUUCUAAUUUGUGGCUCUGGAUUCUUGGCUGAACUGAGCAUGGACACUGAUGACUUGAUACCUUACUGGAAAACAUGUUAUACAUUUGUUUCUUAAUUUUUUUCUUUGCUGCUGAUCAGACUGGAAUGUCUUAUUUGCUUCGUUGGGUUUGCCAACCGAACACUCGAGAACGCUUUUGCAUGAAUGUCCACAUUUUGUCUGCAGUGAUUCCCUAGCAUUUAGCUGUGUUUUUUUGCGAAUUUGUUCCGCUGACAGUGUUUGCAUUUUUGUCUAUUUAAAAGUAUAUUUAAAAAUAUUUAAACCGUAAAGGCAAAACACUUCUCCUUCAUAUUUGUUACCACCUUACGCUAGCUGAUUAUAAAAUGUAGUAGCCAUUCUUUUAAAGAUGGGCCUAUAAGAUAUUGCUGUCAAGUGUGUAACUGUAAGAACAUUUGUAUUUUUUAUAAAAACAAAAAGCAUAUGUGCAUUUUCAUUCAAAAUUAAAAUAUUGUACAUUUCAUUAAAAUUGUUUUGGCUAGUAAAAUGUAUACCUGCCAUGAUCUUA
This is a messenger RNA of Pseudoliparis swirei, 2191 nucleotides long. RefSeq names its product olfactomedin 3a (gene olfm3a). NCBI's taxonomy places the organism in Eukaryota, Metazoa, Chordata, Actinopteri, Perciformes, Liparidae. Bases 117 to 1541 code for a protein of 474 amino acids. Gene Ontology annotation, biological process: signal transduction. The record is from RefSeq and is a predicted model, not a curated record. The transcript has 6 exons.